GUCCCAUACGCAUGGUUUGAGAAGGACGGUCCUGUUCUAUUUGUUAAUAGAUCCCAUUGGAACUUCCAGUCUCUCUUCCGCGUAACGUCAUCCGAUCGCAAGAGCCAUGGCAUAAGCUUAACUCCACGCCAGUCCCACUGGAUGCCCUACAUGCGGAGCCCGGACUACACAAUGGUGAAAGGCGCUGUUUUAGAUGCUACAGUAUUAGCAUGGAUCGGACGAAGCUCUGAAUAUUUCCAGUUCCGAGUGGAGACAAUAAAUUGGAUCCAGGAACAAUUAAAAGACUCUACGAGAGCCGUCAGUAAUGCAACGCUUGGAGCUAUCAUGACUUUCACUCAGUGGACGGCUGGUUACAACAAUCCUAAAGAAAUAAGCAGUCAUAUGAAUGCUAUCGAAAAGAUCGUAGACCUGCGAGGGGGAUUCCGGUCCUUUCAAACAGAUGGACCAAUGAUAGCGAAGCUUACCCUUUUCGACUCGAUGGUCGCUGUCCUAACAGGGGAACCUCUUCGCUUCCCUAUGGUAGAAUAUUUUGUGUCUCGGCCAAUAAGUCCAUCAACAAACUAUCGCCUUCUCAUCUAUGAAUCGCCCCUUUCUGCUACUGGAAGCUUUGAUGGUAUUGAGUACCACAAAAAGCAACGCGCCAUAACGGCGUGUUUGAAAUCAAUGUGGAAUCUCACACGAAGUUUUGAGUCUCGGCAUGAAGCCCAAUUUCACGUAGAUCACACUUCUGAGCCACCUGUUCCUUUUGUCGAAGAGCGGAGACACAGCUUCAAAACACCACUUCUCACGCUUCCAAUUCUCUCAUCCUGCCACAAUAUCUCCCACGACCACGUCUUAGAAACCUUGCAAGGUGCUGCAUCUAUUUACUCACGCAGCCUCACUGGCCUGAACAUCGACUUCUCGUCAUUUCUCAACAAUGAGGGGUUCAGAAAGCUUCAGGGAGCAUUUGGAAAAUGCACCGAAGAUGACUUCUGGGUACGAUAUCCUGGAGUCCUGUUGUGGGUUAUCCUGGUAGGCACGGCCGCUGCACGGGGCAAGGAGGAAGCUGCAUUUUGGAUGUUUUACUUGGCUCGAACAGGAAGCUUUUCAAAUGCUGGGAAUUUUCUGAUGGAAGGCAUGACGAUUAGGAGAUUUUUAGAGAUUCAGAGGUUGAUGAGGGAAGAUCGAUCUAGUCUAUAG
This is a messenger RNA of Lachnellula hyalina, 1179 nucleotides long. RefSeq lists its product as uncharacterized. The record is from RefSeq and is a predicted model, not a curated record. The transcript has 3 exons. The annotation marks the transcript as partial. NCBI's taxonomy places the organism in Eukaryota, Fungi, Ascomycota, Leotiomycetes, Helotiales, Lachnaceae.